Lonchura striata (white-rumped munia) is the source of this 4312-nucleotide messenger RNA. It is a transcript of the gene CAPZA2, whose product is annotated as capping actin protein of muscle Z-line subunit alpha 2. Gene Ontology annotation, molecular function: actin filament binding. NCBI's taxonomy places the organism in Eukaryota, Metazoa, Chordata, Aves, Passeriformes, Estrildidae. Gene Ontology annotation, cellular component: cortical cytoskeleton; F-actin capping protein complex. The record is from RefSeq and is a predicted model, not a curated record. Gene Ontology annotation, biological process: actin cytoskeleton organization; barbed-end actin filament capping.
GGGAGCGCGCGCGGGCCCCGCCCUUCCUGCCGGGAAGGAGGAGCGGGAGGGGGCGGGCGCAGCCGGACGGGAAGAUGGCGGACCUGGAGGAGCAGCUGUCCGACGAGGAGAAGGUGCGUAUAGCAGCAAAAUUCAUAAUUCAUGCUCCUCCUGGGGAAUUCAAUGAGGUGUUCAAUGAUGUUCGGUUGCUGCUUAAUAAUGACAAUCUUCUCAGGGAAGGAGCAGCCCAUGCAUUUGCACAGUACAACUUGGACCAGUUUACUCCUGUAAAAAUUGACGGUUACGAUGAACAGGUUUUGAUAACAGAACAUGGUGAUUUGGGAAAUGGAAAAUUUCUGGAUCCCAAGAACAAGAUUUCUUUUAAAUUUGAUCACUUGAGAAAGGAGGCUACUGAUCCUAGACCCCAUGAAGUUGAAAAUGCCAUAGAGUCCUGGAGAAAUUCAGUUGAAACAGCAAUGAAAGCAUAUGUGAAGGAACACUAUCCAAAUGGUGUCUGCACAGUGUAUGGUAAAACAAUUGAUGGACAGCAAACCAUUAUUGCAUGCAUAGAGAGCCAUCAGUUUCAAGCAAAAAAUUUUUGGAAUGGCCGUUGGAGGUCAGAAUGGAAGUUUACAAUCACCCCUUCAACCACUCAAGUGGCUGGCAUCUUGAAAAUUCAGGUUCACUAUUAUGAAGAUGGUAAUGUUCAGCUGGUGAGCCAUAAAGACAUACAAGAUUCUCUAACAGUGUCUAAUGAAGCCCAGACAGCGAAGGAAUUUAUAAAAAUUGUGGAGGCUGCAGAAAAUGAAUAUCAGACUGCUAUCAGUGAGAACUAUCAGACUAUGUCGGACACUACUUUCAAGGCCUUACGUCGACAGUUGCCAGUUACCCGCACCAAGAUUGACUGGAACAAGAUCCUUAGCUAUAAAAUUGGAAAAGAGAUGCAGAAUGCUUAAAGUGAACAUUGCAUGACUGGAUAAUUUUAGUGUCCUUGUAUACAAAUAAAAAUUAUUACAAAUAAUUAUUUGGAACUGUCAAAUCACCCAGUCAGCAUGGGCUUUUGCCAUUGAAAAUCACUGUAAGUAGUUUGGUUAGAGCACAAAGCUUAGCUAAUUGACUUUUUUUCUUUUUCCUUCCUUUCAGAGGGUUGCAACUUCACUAUAGCUGAAUAUCUUCCUUUAGAGUUUCCGUUGUACCUUUAUUUUUUUAUAAUGGAGAGACCAUGCCUUUAGUUUUCAAUUACACAUUAAGAACAGUGGAAAAAAUAUUUUUGCAUAUGAUAACCCUUCUUCUUGCUUUCAUGUGAAAUGGACAACUUGCAAAAUUUGCUGGAUUCCUUGUGGAGAUCAGUAACAUGCAUUUCUAGGUCAAAGUCAAAGUGGAGUUUGCCAUAGGUGCUGUUUCUGAAAUCAUCUGUCCUUUCAUUGUAUGUCAAAUUGGGAAAAGCAUUUUCUGUGUCAUUUAAACAUAGAAGACAUACUUGCUAGCCCCAUGGUAGCUAAUUAAUUUUUUUUGAAGAAAACGCCGAGGUCUAAAGCUGUUUAAAGGUUUUGAAAUUAAAUAAAAGUACUUACUCCAGAAAUGCAUUUAAUGCUUUGUUCUGACUCCAUCUGCCCUCCAAGUUUUUUUAUCAUGAAGCUACAAAUGUAUUAUAACAAGGCAUAUUGUAAUAUAUAUAAUCCUGUACUCAUUACUAUGUCUGUUUAUUUUUUCUUGGAUUGAAAUGUACUAAAAUUCAAUGUGACAUUAAAACGCAAAUUUUCUAUUUAUUUGAGUAUCAGAUUGCUUCCUGAUAUAGCCCAUUUUUGGUGUUUCUAAAUGUUUUUAAAAUUCUGCUUGAAACAGCCACAAACUUGUAUCUUUAAGCAUUGUAAUAUCAUUAUUGUUUUCAUCUGCAUUGAAAAAACUUCUGCAUAUGGAAGUCUGCUUUACAGCGGUUAUUUUAGCUUUGUAUUGGCUACAGAGGAUAGAAGAAAUUCCAAGACCAAAAAUUAAUACAUUUGUUUGGAGAAUUCUUUCUCUGUCUAUCUCAUUUUGAAAAUGAAUGUCAGGUAUCUAAAAACACAGACUUUGUUACAAAUGCUGUAUAAAACUUCCAUGAAAUGCAUAGAUUUCAUUUUUAAUUGGAUAAAAACUUGUUUUACAGUAUGCUACCUACUUAAAUACUCAUAAAUUAAAAUUAAACAGCUUUUUUAUUUUUAGAAGGCAGGUGUUUAUACACACUCCUAAACCAGUAGAGCUUAUACAAAUAUUUUAUGUCUUUGUUUACAGCAUGAUCUAAUUACCUAAAACUUUCAAGUUACAGCAUAGCAAGAGAGUCUAGACUUGUACUGAGUAUAAAAAUGUACAUAUGAAGUAGUUUGUUGUUUGAAUUUUAAUAGCAAUAUCCCAGUAUUCUGUUCUUCAGUGCUCUCUUACACAGAGGUAUAGAAGUUCUUAAAACUGCUGCUACUUUACAGUACUAAACUGUAUAGUAGAAGAAUGGAAUUUGUUCUACCACAGUCUUCCUGGAUAGUUGCCCUCCCAAUUGUCUUUGUAGUUCAGCUUCUGAACCAUGUUGUUCUUUUCAAAUUAGCUCAUAAAACCUGCAUGUGAGAUAAUAAUAAAUGCUGAGUCACUGUCAAGUCAUUCUUAAUCAAGAUCUAAAUACAAACACUAUUGAAGAAUUUCUUCCAACAUAUUUAAGAACAAGGUAAAAAGAGGCAGUGAAUGGACAGUUAGGGGAAUUGUUAAUGGGCAACAACGUGCAAAUAACUUUUCUAUCUGUUUAGAAUGUUGCAAAUUACCAGAAUCAGCGCUGACUAAAAGUCAGAAUGCUAUUUUUCUUACCUGAAAUAAAGAGCUAGUUUUAAAUAUAUUCCAAAUAAAGAGGUAUUUUACUGUGAAGUACUCUAUUACUGUAUUUCCCUCUCUGUUUGUUCAGUCCUGUGAUAGUCUUAAUUCUUUAUCUUGAAAGAAUUGCUUCCUUCAGGUUCAAUUCUACCAGUUGGAUAGCAUCAGUAAAUCUGUGUUACUUAUGUUUUUUCUUGUGUUAAAUUUUUAGUCUGUGAGACAACAAAGUUUAUUAAGUUAUAGCUUCAAUAAAGCCAUUUGUAAGUAAAUCAACUAUUCUGUUACGUUUUCAAAAUGGUGUGCUGUAUCAUAUUUAGGAGUAGUGACUCCUCAGAUGAAGCUAACCUAUCAGCUGAAGCACAUGGCACAAUUGGAGUUCUUGAUUUCUAGCAAAGGAUGUCACUUCUUGGAUGUCAGUUGCACUUUUUCUUUUGUUUCUAUCCCUACCACUUCUAAGUUGGAGAAUUUUAGAGCUUGCUUGGUAGGCUUUAGAGUAUUUUCUGUAGGUAAAGCACUUUCUCUGAGAAUUUUUGCUGUGGCAAUUGUCUUAAUGUGAACUACUAUUUGUUUAUAUUCUAUUUUUAAAUAUAAAGACAAGCUUUGUAUUGUUGAAUCUUGAUGUAAUAGACAUUUUGGCUUGUAAAAUGGACUUGUAAAAUGCUUGUGUUUUUGAAGUGUAUUACAUCUUAUGUAUCUUAGUGCCCCUUUAUAUUAAGGACUUUUUAACUUCUGCAAGUAAGCAGCUGUUUUUUGCAAACAUCUGCAACAGGAUUGGCAGUUCUGCUUUCAGGUUCUCCUGAGCAGCCUGUUUUUGUAUGUCUGUCUUAAAAUUCACACUGUGGGUAGAAGGAAAUUUUCAAAUCAUUGUAAUUUUGAUUACAUUGCUACUGCUGCUUAUCACUGUACAUGCUGAUAACAAUUCUGCCAUCUCGUUCCACUGGGAACAUUGCAACACAGUUCAUUAGGAAAUGGUGAUUCAUCCCAGGGCUAAAAGCGUUGUGUGAGACUGAACAUCCUGAGAGAUAUGUUCUCUUUAGGGGACAUCUCCAGCAAUGUAGUUUGUGCAGUUUGGAAAUCCCUCUCUCAUCCCCUCAUCUCACAGACUGGUUUGGCUGUCAAAUCUGUUUUGGUGCUCUUGAGUUUGCUUCCUUGUGGAGAACUCAGAACUGGGACCUGGGCUCUGGGUGUGCACCGGCUGCCUUCCAGUUCUAAAUGGUGACCUGAGUCCAUAGCAGUUGAAACCACCACCUACCUACCCACACCUACCUGUGUUGAGGAUGUCUGGAGCUUCAAACAAAAAUGGGUCUCAUAUUUCCAGACUGUAAAUACUGUAGGUAUAGAAGUUUCAUCAACUGUUCAGUUCUGUGGAUUCACUCCUAUAAUAUUGAAUUACUUGCUGAUACAGACAUAGCCUCUGCUGCAUUUGUUGACUGGAAAGACUGAAACUGUUCAUCUGAUGCAAUUGUAAACUAGGUUUAGAUUAAACUUAGUUUGUUCAUAA